GAGGGGAGGGCCAGCGGGGCAGGAAUGCGCGGCGGGCGGGCGGCGCAGGAGGCGAGCGGCGGAACAUGUAAGGGCACAUCCCGCCAGCAGCCUCCCAGCGCGCAGACGGAGAGUAGGGGAGCGGGCGUGCGGGCGUGCGGGCGGCGAGGCGCAGGGCACCGGGUAGAGGCACGGGGAGGUCGGAGCGGUGCGCAGGGUCCAGAGGAGACGGCGCCGAGCGAGUAGCAUCCGCACGCACCUCCCGAGCGCCGCUGUCUGCAAGGCGGCUCCGGCCGCAGGCUCGGCCGGGCAGGGAGCAAGGCCAACCAGCUUCAGGGCGCGAGAAGCCGGCGCUGUAGAGCCCGGGACGGCCGCGAUCGCCGCCGCAGCUCCCAGCGCUGUGGGAACCUCGGGGUGCCCAUGACGGCGGCUGCGGCGACCGUGCUGAAGGAGGGCGUGCUGGAGAAGCGCAGCGGCGGGCUGCUGCAGCUUUGGAAGCGGAAGCGCUGCGUGCUCACCGAGCGCGGGCUGCAGCUCUUCGAGGCCAAGGGCACGGGCGGCCGGCCCAAGGAGCUCAGCUUCGCCCGCAUCAAAGCCGUGGAGUGCGUAGAGAGCACCGGGCGCCACAUCUACUUCACGCUCGUGACCGAAGGCGGGGGCGAGAUCGACUUCCGCUGCCCCCUCGAGGACCCCGGCUGGAACGCUCAGAUCACCCUGGGCCUGGUCAAGUUCAAGAAUCAACAGGCCAUCCAGACUGUGCGGGCCCGGCAGAGUCUUGGGACUGGGACCCUCGUGUCCUAAACCGCGAGGCUUAUCAUCUUAUCGACGUGCCCCCUCCCUCCCACCUCCGUGCCCAGAAGACAAGUCAGCUUCUCUGUCCACUUUGGUUGGUUGGGGCCCGGUUACAUGUGAUGAGCCGGAAGCUAUCAACAUGCAGAAGAUACACCUAUCAUCAUGGAAGGAGCCAACCAGCCAGAGGCGGAGAGCAGAGGCCAAUAGGAGCUGAGGAUGAAGAUUCAGUUCCUGGACACUGAGACUGUUAUAGCCAGCUCAGGCCUUCGAGCCACAGGCCUGGCCUCAAGUAUCCCGAUGGAGCACGUGGGCCUUACUUGGCAUCAAGGCCUCUCCCACCGGUCCAGCCCUUGGUUCUGGGUUCUGCAGACUGCUAUUUGGCCUCUGGCUUUGAGACUGUGCCCAAAGGAGGGCUGUUCUUCAUGGCGGGCUGAGUCAGUGCCUCAGAACUCAGGAGGCCAGCCUGGGGUCCAGAAGAUGACCACCCUACCUUAGGACAGCCACUGGACUCAGCUUGUGGAGGGGAUCUGCUGGGCUGGAGGCCUGUGUCUGGGGGUCUCUUGCUGCUUAGGUCCUUUUGGGACCCCCCCGCCUGCCCAUCUGUACCCUUUCUUUGCACACUUCUUCCCUCACCUCUGUUGCCCUCUCCUCACUUCAGUGUUGGGCCUGGAGGGGGUGGGGAUGGGGUAAGGGUUGGGCCUUUACCAUUUCAUGCUUAUUCCAGAAUGAAGAGGCCCAGUUUGUGGGCAGUAACCA
Mastomys coucha (southern multimammate mouse) is the source of this 1527-nucleotide messenger RNA. It is a transcript of the gene Phlda3, whose product is annotated as pleckstrin homology like domain family A member 3. Gene Ontology annotation, biological process: negative regulation of phosphatidylinositol 3-kinase/protein kinase B signal transduction; intrinsic apoptotic signaling pathway in response to DNA damage by p53 class mediator; positive regulation of apoptotic process. The record is from RefSeq and is a predicted model, not a curated record. The transcript is spliced from 2 exons. Lineage: Eukaryota; Metazoa; Chordata; Mammalia; Rodentia; Muridae. The coding region runs from base 400 to 780 and encodes 126 amino acids. Gene Ontology annotation, cellular component: plasma membrane. Gene Ontology annotation, molecular function: phosphatidylinositol phosphate binding.